UGAAAAAAAUUCCCCGUUUUCAAGUUCACUUCUGAUGAUGUGAAUAUAUUAAUGCAGAAUGUGCAUUUUUCUUCUCGCUGGUAAAUGUUUUGGUCGGGAUCAUCAACUUUUACACGCGAAAGGUGUUGAUUUUCAAAUUAUUUGUCACGAAAAUUGUUUUUCCCAUUCAAUUUUCCUCAUUCAAUAUCACUUUCCAAUCACCCUUCGGAGAGAAAGGAAUAUAAUAAUUUUGUGCAGUAGUGACACAGGAUAUAAGCAAUCAUGGAUUUCAAGAAAUUAUUCAAGGAAGCUCAGCAGAAGAAGCCUUUCUACAGCUCAAGCCUCAUCAUGGGGAAAUACUACGGUGUUACGGAGUUUGUAGCAGGGAUGAACACCUUCAAUCAGGAGAUCGUCAUCGCUCUCCUGAAAAACGGGGAUAGAGUUUUUCUCCCGAAACGUCUCAGCGAUAGUUUGAUGCCUCAUCGUCAUGCCAUGAAGUCUGACGAAAAUUGGGCCAUCAAACUUUUACGUUUUGAAGAAGACGUCAUGACUAUAGAUGGUGUACGUGUAGCUACUAAAACCCCUAUCUUGGACAUUGAUAUGGGUAUCGUUGAUGACCAAGAUACUAACACUGAUUUAUCAAUGGAUGCAGUGACGCCACCCAUCACGCCUAAAACUUCUAACGGGUUUGAUGCGGCAUCUAAAUCAGGCAUCACCAGCAACCCCGGGGGUGAUGAUCAAGUAGGAUCGAGCAUGAAAAAUGUGUCUCUUCCUAGUCCAGCUGAUACGUUGAAAAUAAAACGAUCAGCAGGACAAGAUUUUCUCCAAAAAAGAAAAACGAAAAUUCAGAAAUUGAAGGAGAAAAUUAAAAAGAAGGAUAUGCAACACGAAGGACAGGUGAUGUUCGUCAGUGAUAGCGAUGGAGAAGAACUAUUCAUUCCAGAUAUAGAGAAUGAACGAGUGUAAAGGUUUUUAUAUUAAUAAAAAAUAUUGGAAAUUAACCGAAAAAUAAAUCUUUUAAUUUCUCCCAUAUAUGCAUUUCCCCCAAUAUGCACUCAGAGUUUGAAGUCUGAUCCAUCCUUUGCAAGGAAUCAAAUUUGG
Messenger RNA from Phlebotomus papatasi, 1080 nucleotides. RefSeq lists its product as uncharacterized. The transcript is spliced from 2 exons. Bases 262 to 945 code for a protein of 227 amino acids. The record is from RefSeq and is a predicted model, not a curated record. Lineage: Eukaryota; Metazoa; Arthropoda; Insecta; Diptera; Psychodidae.